This is a messenger RNA of Amphimedon queenslandica, 2417 nucleotides long. Its product is annotated as heat shock 70 kDa protein 12A-like. The record is from RefSeq and is a predicted model, not a curated record. Gene Ontology annotation, molecular function: ATP binding; ATP-dependent protein folding chaperone. The transcript is spliced from 3 exons. Bases 465 to 2330 code for a protein of 621 amino acids. Lineage: Eukaryota; Metazoa; Porifera; Demospongiae; Haplosclerida; Niphatidae.
UGGCCGCCAUGUUUUACGUCAAGCAGCAAGUGCUUUCUGUGUCCUGGAGAUCUUGGUCACUACAUUUUGAAGCUAAAAACUAUUCUAGAGUCAAGAAAGAUGCCAAGAGAGCCAACCUAGGGAGUAUAGUGCAAUACUCUUGUUGUGUAUGAGCCUGCUUUCCUCUUUGGGCUGUGACAGAGAGUCAAGAACUGAUCGUUCUGGCUCUCCCAGACUUCUUAAGUCUUCAAAAUAUCUUGCUAUAGUAAAGAACAGUUGAUAUGAAGCCUCUCAUAGUCCUGAGUUCAGCACAACAAAAGUUUUAUUGGCAAAACAGCUCUACUUUGCACAUCAGCCAUUGAAACUCUGCAUAACUUUGACGUAAAACAUGGCGGACAAAAAUCCGUUCAAUAUUAUUUCUUUGUAUAUACGGUAUCACAAACUAAUUCUCGCCUAAAGGGGUCUAUAUAGCUUUAGUUACGGGUAUGGCAUCUAAGGGGGCAUUGGAACCUCUGGCAAGAGCUGACAAGAUAGUGAAGAAACAUGAAGCCACUCCUAUACUACAAGAUAGCGAUUGUAUAGCAGCUAUUGACUUUGGGACCUCAUCUGUAUCAGUAGCAUACACCACUCCGCGGUUGAAUCCAACAAGAGAUGUGAAAGUUGUACCACUUCACAAAACUUAUGAAAGAGUCCCUAAUGCUAUACUAAUCAAGAAAGAUCAAGAGAGACAAGAUUACUGGAAAACUUCUGAAAUUGGACAUCACGCACAAAGUACAUAUAGCAAGAUGAAGAAGAAGGGUUCUGAAAAUGUCAUAUAUUUUGAACGAAUAAAAAACCUACUGAAAAGAGAUGAAUCAUUAGAUCGUACUACCCAAGUCCCUUCAUUCACUGGUGGUUCUUAUUAUCUUAUUGAAGUUAUAGCUUUUAUACUAACACACCUCAAGGAGAAGCUGCUGGAUGAUCAUCUGAAAAGAAAGUACAAGUCAACUGAUUUUGAUUGGGUCAUUACUGUUCCUGCUAUAUGGGAAGAAAGAGCAAGAAGAAUGAUGAGAGAAGCUGCUUAUAUGGCUGGUCUCACUUCUGAUGCUCCUGGUAUAACAAGGUUCACUCCAGUUGGUUCCCCUUUACCACGUCCAGAGGAGGUUAAUCCUCAGAAGCUAUCAUUAGCUCUAGAACCAGAAGUAGCUGCUAUAGCUGCACAUAAGUAUUCAGAAGAAUCAGGAACAUCUCCACAAAGAUAUAUGGUAGUUGAUAUAGGAGGAGGUACAGUUGAUAUUACUAUACAUGAUAAGAGUAAUGGGAGAAUUAGUGUAGUACUACCACCAAUGGGGAACACCUGGGGGGGUACUACUGUCAAUGAAGCAUUAUCAGCAAUACUAGAAGAAGUAUUGGAUGAUAAAGGUUUCGAGGCUUUCAUAAAAUCAGAUGCUAAUGCUAAAGCUGCUCUCAAUAAACUCUUCUAUGAAGACUUUGAGGAAGUGAAAAAAUUAUUUGGAGAUGCAAAAGAAGAUAUGGAGGAAAUAGCAAUAAUUUUACCUAUGAAAUUAAUGAAUUUUUAUUGCAACGACAAGCUUCAAAAGGCAAAGCAAGUGAAUAUGGAUUACGAUCCUGAAGAUGGUUCAUUAAGCAUAGGACACAACCUAUUAGAAGAAAAGGUAUUCAAAUCCACAGUUGAUAAGAUCAUAGAGUGCAUGAGGGAAGCAUUUGAUCACUUAACAGAUCCUAUCGAUACAGUUUAUCUGGUAGGAGGGUUUGGAGGGUGUAGGUUUGUUAGCCAAAAGAUAAAAGAAGCUAUCACUCAGCAUUGUGGUAAUAUAGUGUGUCCUGUACAACCAGAUCUUGCUGUAGUAAGAGGAGCAGUAAUGUGGAGGAAAGAUCCUAACAUAAUCCAAUCACGUGUUGCUGAUGCUACUUAUGGGACAAGUGUUAAUGCUAUAUUUAACCCAGAAAUACAUGAUGAAGAUUAUGUGUUUGAGGAUAAAGAAGAUCAUGAAGAAUACUGUUCAUGUAUAUUUAAGGUAUUUGUACUCAAAGGAGAAGCAAUUAAGGAUGAAGAAUAUAAAGCUACAUUUAUACCUGGCCGUCAAGAAGAUAUAAAAGCUCAUAUCCCUAUAUACUGUACAGGAGAUGAUGGAGUUCAGUAUACAAGAGAUAAAGAAGGUGAACUAACAGUACGUAAGAUUGGUGAACUGGUACUUGAUAUUCCUAAUCCUGAUAAUCUACCAAGGGAGGAGAGAGAAUAUGACGUAUUCAUGGAUUUCAGUGGUACAGAGAUACAAGCAAGAGCUCAGUAUAGUAUCACUGGAGAAGAAGUGAAAACAGUUUGUGACUUUCUAUCAAAACAAGACUAAUAAUAACUGUAGUAACAUAAUCCCACAUAAUAGAUUAUUACAUGCGUUUACUUUAUUUUACAACACACAAAUUACUUAAGCUGCCAA